This is a messenger RNA of Gossypium raimondii (Peruvian cotton), 807 nucleotides long. Its product is annotated as protein SUPPRESSOR OF npr1-1, CONSTITUTIVE 1-like. NCBI's taxonomy places the organism in Eukaryota, Viridiplantae, Streptophyta, Magnoliopsida, Malvales, Malvaceae. The transcript has 2 exons. Bases 1 to 807 code for a protein of 268 amino acids. The record is from RefSeq and is a predicted model, not a curated record. Gene Ontology annotation, molecular function: protein binding.
AUGGAACAACUUUGGAAUGAAGAUGAUCAUAUGGACCUUGUUAAUUUAAGGCAAAUUGACGUUUCAGAGUGCCAUAAUUUAAGGAAGAUACCUAAUCUUUCAGGAGCCAUCAACUGUGAACUCCUUAAUUGCUCUUACAGUGAAAGUUUGGUUGAACUUCCUUGCCUCAAUCAUUUGGCGUCUCUUCAUCAUGAUAAGCUUUACCUUCAGGGAUGUUAUAGGCUCAAGAAGUUUCCUCAGGUCCCAAGACAUUUUUGUUCUUUGGGUUUAUUAAUAACUGAAAUAGAAGAAGUGCCUGAUUCAAUUGAGCAUCUCCACAAACUACAGAGAUUGUCGUUGAGCAAGUCAAAGGUAAUAAAAGUAUCGAUCAAUAUUUCGAAGUUGGAGCUCCUUGGUGAAUUGGUUCUUAGUAAUUGCCCAAUGAUCAAAUUUCCAGAAAUCCCAAAAAGCUUAACAAAAUUAAACUUAUCUGGCACUCAAAUUGAAGAAGUGUCGUUGCCUUUUGACUCUCUAUGUAAUCUUCAGGACUUAAAUAUGAGUGGCUCAGUAGUCAAAAAUGUAUCGAUCAAGUUGGAAUCUCUUCAUAAACUGAAUCUUAGUGAUUGCCCAAUGAUCAAAUUUCCAGAAAUCCCAAGAAGCUUAAUAGAAUUAAAUUUAUCUGGCACUCAAAUUGAAGAAGUGUCCUUACCUUUCGACUCUCUAUGUAAUCUUCAGAUCUUAAAUAUGAGUGGCUCAGCAGUCAAAAAUGUAUCGAUAAGGUUGGAAUCCCUUCGUAAACUGGAUCUUAGUGGUUGCCCAAUGGUCUAA